Molecule: messenger RNA, 1564 nt
Organism: Haliotis rubra (blacklip abalone)
Lineage: Eukaryota; Metazoa; Mollusca; Gastropoda; Lepetellida; Haliotidae
Exons: 6
Coding region: 135-617 (160 amino acids)
Source: RefSeq, a predicted model, not a curated record
UAAUACAUUGUAUAUGAAUAUAUUUACAAUGGGAUUAUACUUUCUCAGCAAAGUCCAAGUCCAGAUUCACGUACAUUUUUAGGCUGAAUCCCAUUCGGGACUUUCACCAUGAGAGGAACUGGAUCAAGCUAAACAUGGUGCACAGUGACGAAGAUAAUGCACACCCUGUUUGUAUCACCAGCCGUGUGGGGAGUAGAAGGAAUGUGGAUAAAAAGGGUAUCUCCAAGAUGGUUGCAACCUACAUCUUCCUGAUCUGCGUGGUGUCGUGUGUUGUGGCCCAAGAUCCACGCAAAUGUUGUCUCCCCAACAGUUGGCAAGCUUACACUGCACAAGGUGGCAGACUCAACCAAGACCCAUUGCCCUACUCUAUAUUCUACUCCGAUUUCACCCUGAAGAAGGAAGCCCAGCAGGAAAUGCUGCUGAAACCCGGAUCUGCCCCUGUUGCAGGCUUUAGGACCGUCACCGACCACAACAAACGGAAAACAUACAGGAUCUCUCCAGCCGGCAAGUGCACAUCGUUUGCUAACCCUGUCCCUAUGAUCGCUUGUAUCCCAGAUUCCGCAACAUUCCUUGGGAGAAAGCUAUGUUGGUCUCCCCAAAUACGGUACUGCCUUUAACGCCUGGAAAUUUUCACUGGAUCCUUACAAGAUGAACAUCACCAUCACCGUGGCACAAGACAGUUGUACUCCCAUCUUCGAGGAUAUCAGUGGUCCUUAUGUUAAUUUGACUCUGUUCUUCAACGGAUUCUCAACCCCGGUUUCUAACACGUCGGUGUUUGAUGUGCCAUCACCAUGCUAAAGACGCCACUCAGUGGGUGGUUGCUGGAAGGACCUGCAUAACCUUCAGCCAGAGACCCUGUUCUGUUAGAUAUCAACUGAUUUAGACUGUUUACUAUGGCUUAUUCAAUAAUGUAUUAACAGACAGAAGAGAGCCCCAUUUACAAUCCUUUAAGACAGGUUUGUGGAAAGGGCAAUGACAGUACUUGCAGAGAUGAACAUUACAAUAAUUAAUGUUAUGAUGGGUAAAUUAUCUGUAUGUAUGAUUUCAUGUUAAUUCAUUUAUUAUAUACACGUCAUUGUAACAAGUGGUAAUUUCAUUUCACGUAAAUAAAAUAUUCACUUUACUUUACAUCUGCUUGCUUUAACUUGGGGAGAACAUUCACUGCCACGUUUCCUGCUGUCAAAGGAUCUCAGCACAUUUGUUUCUUUGUCGCACCCAGCGACUUUCUAGGUUUAUGACGACAGUCUGGCGAUAAUCUGACACAGCCGCAACUUCUUAUGACACCGCAGCUAAUCUGACACAGCCGCAACUUCUUAUGACACCGCAGCAUGAGUGACAGAACACUUCGCAUAUUGUGCAAUGUUUGAUUGCUUCCAUGCGUCAUCAUCUGGGCUCAUGGUGGUCAUAAACAAUACUGACAUUUUGACCACCCAUAUGUCACUCACGUCUGUGUAAAUGUUUCAUGUGGUUUACCAGAGAUACAUGUCUAGUGUUAUUAUAGUGUCAUGAUCUUUUGUUGCUUGUAUCUUGUUUAACAGUUUUGUUAUUAAACUUUGAAAGUCAA